Messenger RNA from Sapajus apella (tufted capuchin), 1133 nucleotides. It is a transcript of the gene MAL, whose product is annotated as mal, T cell differentiation protein. Gene Ontology annotation, biological process: myelination. The coding region runs from base 177 to 608 and encodes 143 amino acids. The transcript has 4 exons. Gene Ontology annotation, cellular component: membrane. The record is from RefSeq and is a predicted model, not a curated record. Lineage: Eukaryota; Metazoa; Chordata; Mammalia; Primates; Cebidae. Gene Ontology annotation, molecular function: structural constituent of myelin sheath.
GUACACAGUGCAUCCCUCCGGCCCUGCCAUGUGUCUUCAGGCAACCUAAGAUCCAUCAGCAGAGGAUGCUUUCUCGUCAGAGAUACCCACAUCUGAUUCCUUAGGGACAACUUGGUUUUAAUAAAUCCAGAAUCUUCAUUGCACUGAUUUUUCUACCCAAAUGCAAUUCUCUCCUGAUGCUUCUCAGACAAGCAGCUCAAAGAACACCUGUGAAGACAGUAGUAUCUCUCACCCAGCAGGUCUUCGGGGGCCUGGUGUGGAUCCUGGUGGCCUCCUCACUAGUGCCCUGGCCCCUGAUCCAGGGCUGGGUGAUGUUCGUGUCUGUGUUCUGCUUCGUGGCCACCACCACCUUGAUCGUCCUGUACAUAAUUGGAGCCCACGGUGGGGAGACUUCCUGGGUCACCUUGGACGCAGCCUACCACUGCACCGCUGCCCUCUUUUACCUCAGCGCCUCGGUCCUGGAGGCCCUGGCCGCCAUCACGAUUCAAGAAGGCUUCAUCUACAGGCACUACCACGAAAACAUCGCUGCCGUGGUGUUCUCCUACGUAGCCACGCUGCUCUACGUGGUCCACGCGGUGUUCUCUUUAAUCAGGUGGAAGUCUUCAUAAAGCCGCAGCAGAGCUUGAGCUGAAAACCCAGAUGGUGUUAACUGGUCGCCUCACCUUCCAGCAUAACUUUCUAGAAAACAGAAAUGCCCUUGAUGGUGGAAAAAAGAAAACAACCCCCCCCCAAAAAAAAACCCUGCCCUGUUGCUUGUGGGUGCUGUGUUGACUCUCCCGUGUGCCUUCGAGUCCGGGUUGGGAGCUUGCUGUGUCUAACCUCCGACUGCUGCGCUGUCUGCUAGGUCACCUCCUGUUUGUGAAAGGGGACCUUCUUGCUCAGGGGUGGGAAGUGGGGACCAUGACCUAAGAAGGAAACAAAGAUCCCCUGCUGACCCCUGGACCAACUCUUAAGAAGGGCUAUCUGGAAUUUUCUACAGGCUCUCCUGAGUGCCCCAUCUUGUGACAUGUUUCAAGUCUUCAUGGAUGUCUGUGUGUCAUGGGGACUAAAACUCACUCAACAGAUCUUUCCAAAUAUCCAUGGUGGAAGAUGAUAACCCUUUGAAAUACUUUAUAAAGUGUCUUUAUGUUCAA